Molecule: messenger RNA, 1603 nt
Organism: Pyrus x bretschneideri (Chinese white pear)
Lineage: Eukaryota; Viridiplantae; Streptophyta; Magnoliopsida; Rosales; Rosaceae
Product: ATP synthase gamma chain 1, chloroplastic
Exons: 1
Coding region: 351-1463 (370 amino acids)
Biological process (GO): proton motive force-driven ATP synthesis
Cellular component (GO): chloroplast thylakoid membrane
Molecular function (GO): proton-transporting ATP synthase activity, rotational mechanism
Source: RefSeq, a predicted model, not a curated record
UUUCUCAUGUAAACUUUCCAUUAAUUCUUCCUCAACGAUGAAUGACCUCGUUCGGUAAUCGAAUAGUUAGAUACCGCUCUGUAGUAUUGGGUUUAAACCUCGCCGGAGAAUCCAAAACAUAUGCUCAGCUCCACAGUCCAUCUCAAGCCAACUCUAGUCAAAUUGACUCCUGAGUCCUGACUCCACAAAUCUCAGGAGUAAAAAUUUCCACCAACAAAAAUGUUGUUGCGAAGAUACAAUUCCCCAUAGGAAUUUUCAAUUUUGAUACUUUCGUAAAGCUUCAAUCCAAUUAGGUGUAUUGCAGAGAUUUUGAAUUCGCUUAAUUUCUGCAAAACCAAAACCAGAACCCAAUGGCGAUGUCCAAUUCAAUCAUGUGGGUAUCUGCAAAACCCCUAUUUUCCAACACAUUUCUCCAAAACCCUAAACCCCUUUUGCCCCAAAUCUCACCCCAACCUCUCCAUUCUCGAUCUUCAGCAACCCGCUGCGGUCUGCGUAAGCUCCGAGGCCGAAUCGAUUCCAUAAAAAAUACCCAGAAAAUCACCGAAGCCAUGAAGCUCGUGGCGGCUGCCAGGGUUCGAAGGGCCCAGGAAGCAGUUAUCAAUGGCCGACCCUUUGCUGAGACGCUUGUGGAGGUCCUGUACGACAUCAAUGAGCAGCUUCAGUGUGAAGACAUUGACGUCCCUCUCACAAAUGUUAGACCCGUCAGGAAAGUUGCCAUUGUCGUCAUCACAGCCGACCGAGGCCUCUGCGGCGGCUUCAACAACUCCGUGGUCAAAAAGACCGAGGCCCGAAUCGCGGAAUUGAAGAAACUUGGGUUGGAUUUCACUCUGAUCAGUGUUGGCAAAAAGGGUAACUCGUAUUUCAUGCGUAGGCCUGAGAUUUGUGUUGAUAGGUUUAUUGAAGGUGGGUUGUUUGCAACAGCAAAAGAGGCUCAGGUCAUUGCUGAUGACGUUUUUUCGCUGUUUGUUAGCGAAGAGGUUGAUAAAGUUGAGCUUGUGUACACUAAAUUCGCGUCGUUGGUGAAAUCCGAACCGGUUAUUCAUACAUUGCUUCCAUUGUCGCCGAGGGGAGAGGUUGUUGAUGUGAAUGGGAGUAGCGUCGAUGCAAUGGAGGAUGAGUUCUUUAGGUUGACAACUAAAAAAGGCAAACUGAGUGUGGAGAGGGAGAGUGUGAAGAUAAAGAGGGAAGGGCUUUCGCCGGUUAUGGAAUUUGAACAAGACCCUGUUCAGAUCCUUGAUGCCAUGAUGCCUCUCUACUUGAACAGCCAGAUUCUGAAGGCACUACAGGAAUCAACAGCAAGUGAGCUCGCAGCGAGAAUGAAUGCUAUGAGUAAUGCCACUGACAAUGCAGUCGACUUGACGAAGACUCUUUCGAAUGUUUACAAUCGGCAACGACAGGGAAAGAUUACAGGUGAGAUAUUGGAGAUUGUUGCUGGAGCUGAGGCACUCAAGGAGUUUGAGUAAUCGCGGGAUAUUCCUCGUUCUUUGUUCAGUUUUUGUGCCACAUUGUUCAAGAUAAAACAAAAGCAGAUCCCGUUAUUUGUGAAUUGGAAUUGUUGGCAGGAUUGGAGCUUCAUAUGUGAAUCAUAUAUUUCCAUCUUCUA